UUGAAAUUGUGAAUGGCGUUGUAUUUUCAGAUUUUUCACUGCAUCAAAAAUAAAACUAAAUCAAUAUAAAACUCUUCCUUACAAGUUUAAUUUAUUAACUUACUGAAUCUCCAUUUAUAUUUGUUGGAUAAACUAACGAAAUGGGAUCUAAAAAACACAAGAAAGAAUCUAAAAAGAAGAAGCAUCGGAGUCGAUCCCGAUCUCCCUUAGAUAAUGAAGAAAGAGAACGUAAGCGGCAUAAGAAACACAAGGAUCGCAAGAAGGAUCGUUCCCCUGAUGUGGAAGAAGUUCCAGUGGACUCACAUUUGCACACAUCAAAAGACAAUGGUGCUGCGAGGUCACGCAGUCCCAGUAGCACUAGAAGCCGAGAAUACAGAGAAAGAGAUAGCAAGAGCAGGGACAAGAGCCAGGAUGUUGAAAUCAGUUCCUCUCCACCAUCAGGCAAAGCUCAAGAGAGCAUGUCUAUUGAAGAGACAAAUAAGUUACGAGCAAAACUUGGCCUCAAACCACUAGAGGUUAAUGAAAAACCUGCAGAUGAUGGAAAAAUAAAAGAUGAUCUGGGCGAGUUUUACCAUAAACCAGCUACCAAUAUAUCAAAACAGCGCGCCUCGGAAAAAAUACGCGAACGUCUCGAAGAAAGAAAAGAAAAAAGAAAACUCGAGGAAAAGCUUAAAACUACACUGCUUGCUGACGACUCUGACGGCGAAGAUGCCUCCGCGUGGGUAAAAAAGUCUCGGGAUUUGGAGAAACAAAAGAAGGAAGCUGCCAAGAGGGCAGCGAUGUUGGAUGAGAUGGACGAGGUGUUCGGAGUGGGCGCGCUGGUGCAGAAGGAGCUGUCGGACGUCGCCGGCCCGAGCCGCUCCUACGGACACUCCCAACUAAAGGGACUGCGCGUUGCGCACGACCUUACUGCGCUCCCUGAUGAACGCGAGACGGUCCUGACGCUGGCGGACAAGGAGGUGCUGGCGGACGACGCCGAGGACGUGCUCGUCAACGUCAACAUCGUCGACGACGAACGUUAUAAGAAGAACAUAGUGGAGCGCAAGAAGGCGGUCGCCGGUUAUCAGGCGUACGACGAGGAGGCGGAAAUGGCGGCGGCGCUGGGCCAGCCGCGCGCGCUGCUCGCCAAGUACGACGAUGAGUUGGACCCCGAGCGCGAGAGCCGCGAGCGCGGGUUCCGCAUCGGCGACGCGCGAGCACUGCGCGAACAGCGGGAGAGAGAACGACAGAGGAAAGAGUUGCUGGAGGGCGGGCCGGAGCGGCGGCUCGAGUCGCUCAUACUGCCGGAGCUGCGCAUCGCCUCCGACUACAUGGACGAACACGAGAUCGAGGCCAAGUUCAAGAAGAUCAAAAAGAAGGGUAAGAUCCGAAAGAAGCCGAAGCAGGAACCGAUUGAUGUGGACGAGCACGAGGCCGGCACGGCGCCACUGGAAACUGACGAUACGGACGUUAAGCCAUCGACACUGGAGAGCGCGGUGGACGAGGACGAGGUUGAACCGGACGGCGAGCUGCAGGCGGCAUUGGCGCGCGCCCGGCGCAUGCGCUUCCAACAGAACCAGGCUGCGCUGCCCAAGGUGGAGGAGAUCCUGGAGCGUGUGAAGGAGGAGGGCGUGGACAUGGAGGAGGGGGAGGGGGAGGGGUCUACCGCGGACGGCAUGGUGCUCGACGCCACGGCCGAGUUCUGCCGCACGCUCGGCGACAUACCGACAUACGGGCUCGCCGGCAACCGCGACACGCAGCCCGACCUCAUGGAUUUCGAAAAGGAGGAAGUUGAGGCGGAACCCGACGUCGACAUGAACGCGGGCGCCUGGAGCCUCGUCGACGUCGACAACGAGAAGCCGCCAGAUCUUGUAGCAGGAGCAGGAGCGGGCGGCGCGUUGGAGGCGGAGCCGUCGCUAGGGGCGGGAGUGGCGGGCGCGCUGCGGCUGGCGUGCAGCAAGGGCUAUCUCGAGAAGGCCGGCGCCGCGCCCGCGCCUCGCGCCACCAGGUCCACCCUGCAGCUGCUCGCCGCAAGACACUACUGCAUCGAAGACAAGAGCCACAGUACCGAGGACGACAAGUACGGUCGGCGCGAGCGCGGCCACCACUCCGGCCCGCUGUCUGAGUUCCGAGAGAAGAGCAACUUCCGACCGAACAUCAAGCUGGAGUACGUCGACGACGACGGCCGCCCGCUCUGCCCCAAGGAGGCGUUCCGCUACCUCUCGCACAAGUUUCACGGCAAGGGGCCCGGCAAGAACAAGCAGGAGAAACGCAUCAAGAAGGCCGUGCAGGAGGGGCUGAUGAAGAAGAUGAGUUCAACCGACACACCGCUCGGUACGCUGCAGAUGUUACAGCAAAAGCAAAAAGACACGCAGUCGCCUUUCGUUUUACUCAGCGGAACCAAGCGCGAACCGAACCACUAAACUUUUCGUUUACCUACAGAUAUAUUUUAAGUGUAAUAUUGCAAUUUAUUCGGGACAACUCACAUUUACAUUUAACGUUGCAAGUACCAGGACAAACAAAUUGUAUAAUAAACUGUACUAUCAACCUAACCAUUAAUGUUAUUUAGGCUCGUGUCUAGAUUAAACUUUAACAAAAUAAAAACAUUUUUUCGAAAGUCAA
This is a messenger RNA of Aricia agestis (brown argus), 2601 nucleotides long. RefSeq names its product U4/U6.U5 tri-snRNP-associated protein 1. Lineage: Eukaryota; Metazoa; Arthropoda; Insecta; Lepidoptera; Lycaenidae. The transcript is spliced from 16 exons. The record is from RefSeq and is a predicted model, not a curated record. Gene Ontology annotation, cellular component: U4/U6 x U5 tri-snRNP complex. Gene Ontology annotation, biological process: maturation of 5S rRNA; mRNA cis splicing, via spliceosome. Bases 141 to 2402 code for a protein of 753 amino acids.